AUGCUUUUUAGGUCAUAACAUUUUUUCGAAAUACUUCACAUGAUUCCUAGAAUUCGCUAAGGAUGGACGAGUUAGAGGCUACCAUUAACUGGGAACUAUUUCGCAAAAAAGGGGAAUUUGAAUCCCUCAAACGUUUUGGAGAUAUCAUGUGUAAAAAGUACAAUUUUCAUGACAACGGCAGAAAAACUUUACUUUCUAAAAAUUUCCUCAAACUACAUGAAUUACCCAGUGGUUGUGUUGAAUACCUCUUGAAUGUAUUCUGUAGAAACUGUGAUUCAUUUGAACUUAGUUCUGGUAAAACCAGUAAAAUUACUGAUGAAACCUUCGAUGGACGAAAAUCGGCAACAUUCGAUAGUCUAUUGUGUAUGCUGAAAUUAUUAUGUCUAUUCGGAAGAAAUGAAGAUAUUCGACAGCUGAUAACUGACGGAGAAACUAUACAUCAAACUGUACCGAAUCUCCUGAGAUUGGCUUGUAAUGCUCAACAACUUGAUAUAAAAUUUUCAGAAUUACUUGAACUGACUAUUGAUCUCAUUGAAGUUAUUUAUGAUCCUCAAUAUAUGUGGAGAAGAUGGAAAACUAGUUAUCGUGAUCAGAAGUAUGAAAGUGUAAAGUUAUUCAACUAUGUUCCAUCAUUGUCAAAAGGAACACUUGACAAUAUCUCCGCCUGUUUAUUCGGUUUAUUGAGGCAGUUCCAUGGCAGGCCAGAAAUUCAAUUCCCUUUAACUGAAGCUUUUUGUUGCAUAACAGUUGGAUGUUUUGGUUUUGUUCAACUAGAUCAUGUACGCAAUAUAACCUCUUUGAUCAAUGGAACGUAUAAAGAAAGUUUAUCUUCGCCUACAAAACAACGUUCACAAGAGAAGAUUGUUAUAAUCCGUUGUAUGAAUGGAGCACCUAAUUCAGAGAUUAAUUUAUCAAAGGAUAUUUCUGCCAACAUAACUAAUUCGACAGUAAAUAAUAAUAAACCUAUGACCACCAGUUCAUUGCCGACAGAUCUCGAAAAUGAUUCAUCAAAUAAGGAUGAAGAAGUCUACGUGACCUCUCCGAUCGUCUAUACAAGCUUUUUAGUUUAUGCGUUGAGUCUUCAAGAGUCAAGUAUGGUAUCUCUGAAAUCAGUCGUGGAUCAAUUUCGUUCUGACAUCAGUGGCAGGAAAUAUUUGUCAAUACUUGAUUACCACUAUCAAACCUUAUUAAUUCACUUAUCAAGUCGUAUUCGAAUAUGCUAUCAAUAUCAACCAGAUACACUCCUGUCCAACUUUCAAUCAACGCUUAUCAAAUAUCCAAAUGAAAAACAUUGUCAAUAUGCAUUAACUUUUCUAGCCACAUUAGAUUUGGAUAAAUCCUUAUUUGAUGCAUUGAAGACAACAGCCAGGGAAGAUACUACACCAACACCUCCACCGUAUUGUAGAAUAAAACUACCAAAACAUUUUUAUAAUCGAUUAACAGACAGUCUAUGCUCUUAUUAUUCUAUUGGUUCAAAAAGGAAUACUGAUAAGUGUUCAAGGAGUCGUAUUUCACCAGUUAUCAUUGGGAAAUAUCUUUUAUCCUGGGAAGUGAAGAAUCAUUUUUGUCAAACACGUAAAAUUUUCGAGAUGUUCCUAAGAAUACUUGAAUGUCUUGGAGAAUUUUCGAUGUCAGCGCCAGAUUUAGCACAUCUGUUAAAAAUGCUUCGUUCAGAAUCAGUCAGAAUAUUUUGUAGUCAAAUAUUGAAGGCUCUUGUAAAAAUUACGCAGAAAAUUCAACUGAAUUUAGGCCCUUUACCAAAUUCUGGGAGUUGGUUUCAAUUCAGUCGACCCCAGGAUUGUCUACUUGUUGUUCCAGUUGGACCAGAAUUAGAAAAUUUAAGAUCUGAACAGAAUAUUAGUGGUACUGUUAAAUGUUCAACAGUAUUUCGUAAUAGUCUGUCAACUGAUUUAAGUCUCCAUUUUUGGUUAUCAAUAGACGACCAGUCAACAGUUGAAGAGACCAUAAAAUCAUCGACUAGUAAAUUUCAACAAAUCAACAAUCAAAAACGAUAUUGUCUAUUUCGUUUAUUAUGUUCAAAUGGUAGUGGAUUAGAAAUAUUUUUUACAAAAUAUGGUUAUUUAGUAAUUGGUGUAGCAACACAAGAAGAUUUCACUUAUGUUGUGACUUGUGGACCAGAUAAAAUACCACCAGGUGUAUGGCAUUCUGUUGCUGUUGUCUUUUGUCAUUCUCGACGUCUGCUGGUUACACGAAGUAUACUCAAAGUUCUUGUUGACGGUAAUGUAUGCUAUUCUGGAGAUUUUCCACAUCCUCGACUUAGUGAGAAUAUCUCUAUCCUACACAUCGGUGGUUGUCCAAAUUGGAUCGAUCAAGUUGUCUACUCGAAGUUAUUAUUUGAUCUAGCCUCAAAAGCUGGUCGUCGUAAAUCAGUAAUAUCCAAUUUGAAAAGUGUCGGUAAAUCUAAUUAUGCGUCUAGAGAAGCUGUCUCCGUAUCAGCGACAACAUCAACUCUAUCGAGAAAAUUUACUCCCUCUUCUUCUUUUUCUUCUGCUUCGUCUGGAUUAAGUGUCCUUUUCUCAGAGAAAGUUGAAAUCGGUACUCCACGUAAAGUGGAUUUAGGCAGUGAACGUAUCUUAUGGGGGAUAAUGAAUUCAUUUCAAGGGAGGAUUAUUUCUUGUGCAAUGUUUAAUGAAGCUUUAUCAGAUACUACUUGGCAAAUGGUUACAUCGCUUGGACCUUGUAAUCUUACCUAUCUGUUGGACAAUGAAGGUUAUAACCUGGGCACAACAGGUUCAAGUACACCAAAUCUGACUGGUAGUUAUGCUUCAAUCAAUCCAUAUGAUGAGAAUUCAUUGAAUUCCAGUGCUUUUAAUUCAACUAAAAUAGCAUUUUAUUAUCAUGCUAAGUCGGUUAAUUAUUCACAUUCAAUAUGUCCAGAGUUGGCAAGUGAAAAUUUAGGCUUACCAACAUCUUUUGAAUGUAAUGAAAAGUUAUUUAAUAGAGAUAUUAACAAUUCUAUGCUUAUUGAUGAAGCUUUAUAUGAAGAUUAUGUCUGGUUGCAGCAUAUUCAGCAUAAAUAUACAAAUUUUGGCGGUCUACCUGCUACAUUAUUAGGUCCUGAACGACUGGAAUCAGUUUUGAUAAAUGAUUCAAUCAAUCGUAUCGGUGGUAUGGGUGUACUAUUGCCAAUACUUAAAUUACUUCGAUAUUUUCCAACCAAUAGUUAUGUAAGCGCAGACAAAUUAAGCUCUAUUGAAAUGAGUUUGUUAUCAGAUGAUUUCAGUAUAACUGAUCUUCUCAUUUCUGCACAUCAUCGAUAUAUCAACGAUUUAGAUCUGAUAUGUAAUGAGACAACGACGACAACAGCGACACAAAUCCCGGCAACAACUAUGAGUAAUACGACUAUGACUUCUACUGUCCUCAACUCUUCUCCUUCGACUGGGAAUAAAAUUGACAAUGUUAUGCAGUAUAAUGAUCCAAUACCACCAGUAACUCCUGGUAUUCGAUCUCGACUGAAUUCUUUACUACCUCUCAGCUGUGGUGGUACGAAUGAUAGACGGGAUUCUUCUGGUGUUGUGUUUACUACUUCUUCAUUGAAUGACAGUAGUGUGGCGAAUGUAAUUCUAAUUCUAAGAAAUUUGAUUCUAUCGAAACCUGAAAAUGGAGUACAAGUUCUACGUGCUGAUUUAAUGUUACCACUUGUACAUCUUUUAGCGAAACUUCAUCCAUUACGCUUUGAUUCCCAUGUGGUAUCAGCAAUCCAUGAUCUAUUUCGUGUACUUGUCCACUUGCCAAGAAAUAAACAAACCACAUCGAAUGUAAAUGCCUUACAGAAUUGGUUCAGUAGUCAAUCGAAUCAAACUCCACCUGAGGAAGUCCUGUUUCUUGUUUGUCAUUUAAUUUUAGGCUGGGAUUUAUGGUCUAAACCAAAUUUAGUUGCUAUUCUGUUACAUUUGCAAAAAUUGAAUCGAUUGGUUCAUUCUUAUAGCAGUCUUCUUAAAGGAAUAUCAGUUGAUUUGUUGUUAGAGACACUUGUGAAAUAUCAUCGAGUUUUGGGUUCAUGUUUAAACUUCCUGCAAACAAGUCCACCAUUAUUAUCACCACAACCACAAUCACAAACAGGAGAUAAUAAUAAUAAUAAUAAUAGUAAUAUUGAUUGUCUAAGCCUUCCUGUUCCACCCAUAACGAAUACAAUCGAUGAUGUUGACGCGUAUGAAUUACAUGUGAUAGCAGAAAUACGGAAAAAUAUUUGCAAAUUGAUAGAAGCAAAAAUUAUACCAAAUACACAAAUUAAAGAUUUAAUUACAUUGAUUAAUUUUGCAACAACUUGUCCAACAAUGGUACUGGUGAGAAAUGUUAUCAAUCUAUUGGGGAAUUGUUUUGAUCUUUCAAAUACUGGUGAUCAAAUGACACUGUUAAUUUAUGAAACAGAUUUAGUUGUACAUUUGUACAGCUUACUUAUAAAAUCUGAUGAUCAAGUGGAUCUUGAGACUAAAAAAUUUGUAUUAAAGUUUAUUCACAAAUUAGCCUUAUCUGAUCGAGUUGGAGAGAAGUACAAGUCACAGUUAUUCCUUAAAGACUGGGGUGGAUUUAGCUCAUUAUUUACGAAUGAUCAAAAUAUGAUCAUAUUUCUACAAGAUUAUGAAGUUGUUAAACUCUUUCUGGAUUUAUUAAAACAUGGUCCUUCAUAUGAUGUCAUGGGAUUAUUACGUCUUUGGGAGCGGUUAUAUAAUAGUCCGAUACACUUUCGUUUAUCCGCUGUCAAUGCCUUAAUACACAUUUUCAAUAAAUCACCUAAAUAUGUAAUAGAAAUUUUAAAUCAUGUACCAUCAUUCCCUGAUUCAUUCUUUCAAUUAAUUAUUAAAUGUCCAAGAGAGAGUUUGAAUCGUCGUGAUCGAGUUUCAGCAUCUCGUUUUGGAUUGUCAAAGAUUCGUUUUCCUACAAGAGUUUUAAACAGAAUAAACUCAAAGGCUACUGAUAUAUCGAAUGAUUCAGGUCGUGGUGUUUCAACGUCAUCAUCUUCGCUUUCACAAAUUCAUUCAUCUCGAUUACCGUCUCUAACGAACAGUGACACUGACUCUGUAUUUAGUAAUUCAAUAUGUGCUUGUUAUCCAGGAGAAGCACAUGUCUGUAAUGAAUUGAGGGAUUCAAUCGAUGCCAAGAUUCCCACGAUCGUGCCAUAUCCUAGAGAAAAAUCAAACUCCAUUAAUUUACCAGAUCGUUUAUUAAUGUAUCGAAAUCCAGCCUCACUGUCAGGACAUUCUGAUGUCAAUUAUCCUUCAACGCAUCAAUGGAUAGAUCAUUAUGUAGGGAAUCAACACCACCGAAACACUCAUACUACUCAUAGAAACAAUAAAAGUAGUAUUAGUAGUAGUGGAAGUAAUUCUGAACAUGUAUUUAUUGAAAAUAGUGAAAUUUUAGAAAAUAAAUUAUGUGAAGCAAUUAUCACGUGUUUACAUGAAAUUUUAUGGUCAUCUAGUCAAUUGGAACGUUGGCAUUUGAGUACAACAAUUACGAAUGAUGAUCCAUGGUUGGGUUACUAUAGAACUCUAGUAUCACUUAUGGAGAUAACUGCUCAAAAUACCCUAUUGAAACCUGCAUUCUGGAUUGUUCAACGUCUUUUUGAAUCGAUCAUUGAUUCCUUACAACAAGCAUUAAACAAUUUUAGUCAAGAUAUUUCAUUUCCAGGAUUGGUGGAUAAAGAACGUGUGAAACGGCUGAUCUACUUGUUUAUGACAUUUUUGGUCGAUAUCAGCUGCAAUCAUAUAAAUUUAAUUGAUGAUGAAUACAGAGUAGAGUUAAUGGAAUCAGUAUUAAAUUUACUACAAGAAUCUCUACUUAUCUGGGAGGUGAAUUCAUCUCAAUGGAAAGAAGUACAAGCUUUGGCAUUACACUUAAUUCUAAUGUGGAUUACUGAUACAAGCUGUCCAAAUUCACGUCUCUUUGUUCGUUCAUUAGCAAGACUGCAUUAUAUUAUAUGUCAAUUUGAAACAAAAUCAUGUUUUGAAGAAAUUGCAUUUCUUGUCUAUCGAUUGGAUAAAGUAAUUGAAAUGUGGUCACGUCUUGAAGAUUUUCACACAUUUGUCAAUAUGCGUAAACUACAAGAAAAAGAAGAAGAAGCAGACGAAGCAGAAGAACAAGAAGAACAAGAAGGAGAGGUAGCGUGUAUUGCCGAAUAUCCUGGACAUGAAAGAAAAUCAACCAAAAAGUUCAGUAGUGUAUCACCUGAAUUCAUUGAAAAUUUCUUUUACUCUCAAUCUGCUGAAAUGAAAACCACUGCAUCAACUGGGAAUUUAGGCAUGCUAGCAGGUCAUAAUGAUACUGAAUCACAAGAAUUAUUUAUCCACAUAACACCUAUUAUCUUUAAGCUUUUUAGAGAUCAUAGUAAACUUUUGGAAAUGGAAAAGUUAACACCUAAUUUACCAAAAAUGACAGCUGAUUUCUUAGAGAAUUUUAAAGUUUACAGAGCUAUACCUGAUGGUGAAUGGCAAUGUUUUCUGAAGAAUCGUCUUCAACCAAUGGUUGAAUCGUAUACUGCACAUUUUAUAGUCGGUGCUGCAUCAAGCCAGAGUAUGUGUCGUGCAGAGGCAAGUGAAGAAAUCGCUAGAUCUCGUCAUGAUCAAAAACGGUAUUUAGAAGUUAUGAUCAACAAACUGCACGGAUAUCUUUUACCAGACGCAUGCAAUAAAGAUAUAGACAUCAAAAUUGAAUUGAAAAGAACACCUUCAUUCCCCAGACUUCCGACAUCUCCACGAACAAAACGUAAAGCAUCAGUACUAAGUCAAAUUGACAUUAAAUCUGAAAUGCUUCAUUCAUCUGCUUUAAUGAGUAGACAGUUGAAAGAACAUCGUGAAGAGGAUAAUAAAUUAAUUGAAUUACAAAAGCGUAAUCAACAAAUCACCUACUGGCAUGCUUUAGCUUAUAGACUGAUGCAAAUUUCUUCUGAUGCACCAUGGUUUACAAAUUAUGCAAAAAUAGAUCACUGGAGAUUAUGUGAACUCGAAACAGCUUGUCGUAUGCGACCAAAACUCGAGCCAAAUUUACAUUUCGAUGCACAUAUGGAAGCGAGUGCUGAAAGAGAUGGUCUAAGCCUAGCCCGAGUAUUACAAUCCAGACUACGUCCUAUAUCAUUGGGGGUGAAUUAUCAAAAGCCAACCAGUACACUUGAUAUACCAAAUCGACAUUCUUUAUCGAUAAUGGAAACAUCUUCUUCACCUGCUGCUUUAACAUCACAACUUACAGUGGAUUAUAGAAGUGGUAUUAUUGAAGAUCAGAGUAGUAUUCGUUUGAUGAAACGUUUUAUUAAACGUCCACCUUUUUCAAAUCAAUCUUCUACUGAAGAAUAUGAUGAACAAGAAGAAUCUACUGUUCAGUAUGAUGAAAUGCAAAAAGACGCAUCGCCAGUAUCUUUCCUGGAUGAAAGUAGACGGGGGACAUUAAUACCAGAUUUAUCUUUAAAAACUCCGACUCUUGACGUGACCAAUUUUGACAGAUUCUCACAAAGAAGAGGUUCCAAUAAUUCUGACGAAUUCAAACAAGCAACACCUGACAUUAGUACCACCAUUGAUAAUGAUAAUACUGACAAGUCUAAAUUAUCAAAGAAUACUGUACCAGUGGCUAAGACUAAAGCCAAUGAAAAUAAUCCCACAUCGAAUUCAACAUCACAAACAUCCAGCGAGGCGCAGAAACAAUCUCCACAAACACAAAAAGGCAAAGGUAUCCUGUUAAGUGUUAAUGCUCAACUAGUUACAGCCAUCAAAGUUAUCGAAGGGAUAUUAACUUUAUCACAAAAUCGGCUAAUAUUUGAAGCAUCAGUGGAUAGUUUAAUGUUAUCACUUGAUAGAAGUGAUACUACUACUAAUAACAAAAAUAGUAAUAACAAUAAUAAUAAUAAUACUAAAAGUAGUAGUAAUUAUCUUGAACCGAUUAGUACUCAUUUGUUUAUUCCAUCUGGAUAUAAAAUUGUUCAUCGAAAAGUCAAUGAGAAUGAGACGAAAUCACUUAAUUCCACCGACGUCUUCUGUAUUCGUUACACAUGGUCCCUGUCAAAAAUACGUGAAAUACAUUUACGUCGAUAUAAUCUGCGUCGUUCAGCUAUUGAGAUAUUUCUCGAGAAUAAUUCUAAUUACUUUUUCAAUUUUGAAACUAAGACUCGAAAUAAAUUCUAUUCGGUUAUUAUGAGUCUGCGAUUACCUCGAUUAAUUUACAAUGAAGGUCGCAAUCCUAGAGAAAUGUUGAAGUUAUCUGGACUCACAGAGCGUUGGGUUAAUAGAGAAAUAUCAAAUUUUGAAUAUCUUAUGCGUUUGAAUACAAUAGCUGGACGAACAUUUAAUGAUCUUGGUCAAUAUCCUGUGUUCCCUUGGAUUCUGGCUGAUUACACAUCAUCUGAGAUCGAUCUAACGUCUGAAAAAGCAUUUCGUGUUCUCUCACGUCCAAUAGGAUUGGCAAAUCCUAAAUUCACCGAUAUAGUUAGAGACAAAUAUAAUUCUUUUGAGGAUCCAAGUGGAAUAAUGCAGAGAUUUCAUCAUGGAACCCAUUACUCCAGUGCUGCUGGUGUACUUCAUUAUCUUGUUCGUCUGGAACCAUUUACAACCUAUCAUAUUCAUUUACAUGGAAAUAAAUUCGAUGUUGCCGAUCGUCAAUUCUAUUCCAUUCCAAAUGCUUGGCGCUUUAUUCUAGACAAUCCAUGUGAUAAUAAAGAAUUGAUACCAGAGUUUUUCUUUUUACCAGAAUUCUUGAAAAAUAAUGAUGAUUUUGAUUUGGGCUGUCUUCAACAAAAUCAUACACGUAUCAAUGAUGUUGAACUACCGGCUUGGGCAUCUACACCAGAAGAAUUUAUACGUAAACAUCGUGGUGCACUAGAAUCUGACUACGUUUCUGCACAUUUAAACGAAUGGAUUGAUUUAAUCUUUGGUUAUAAACAACGUGGUCAGUAUGCCGUUGAAGCCUUGAAUGUCUUCAAUUUUGUCACAUAUGAAGGUGCUAUUGACUUGGAUAAAAUUGACAAUGCAUUUGAACGUCAAGCUAUGGAAAGUAUGAUACAGAAUUUUGGACAAAUACCAACUCAACUACUCAAAGAACCACAUCCUCGACGUUUAACACAUUCAGAAUGGUUGUCAACAUUAGUCAAUCAACGCAGACUACCAGUAAUCAAUUUGCUAGCCAAUAAUGAAUCAAAACUGACUGACCCAACAUUACAACAAAACACUGAAUCCAUUCAACCAAGAUGUGCUCAAGAAUCCACGCCCACACCAAAAUCUUCAAGAACACCCUCCUUCUUUCAACGUAUCCUACCUGAUAACACUGGGAACGAAUAUGUCAAUUCAAUACUUUCAACGCAUACCUCCGUUGAACAGAAGGAAUUAAUACCGAAGUAUAAUAGCUCAUUGAAACGUUUAGUUCAAAAGAAAUGGAUGAUUGUUAAAUCUCCUCCAGUUGACAAUUUAGCUCUAUCUAUUCGUCUCUUGAAGUCUCAGCAGAGAAAUACAACUGUACGAUUAAAUUCAAUUUAUUUAGCUGUUGUCCCUGGAUUCUGUCGACCGCCAAAAGCAGAUUCAAGCGUUUUCACCUUUUCUGAGACAGAUAUCAACCGAGAAGCCGGUCGGACUUCACUAAGUAUUAGCAGCAGCAAUAAUAAUAAUAAUCAAAAUAAUACUAGUAGUAGUGGUAGUACUGGUUUCAUAAAGACUCGAUUAUUCUCAACUGGGAAUUAUCUGCCAACAAUGGCAUCCAUAGCAACAGGUGGAUUAAAUACUGACUCGGUUAAUCAGAUGUCGACCCAGCCGAAUUUAUCAGCUCCAUUUAAAAGUUCAAAUCAGUUAAAUCUGGCCAAAACUGGAUGGGAACGUUUAGCAUCAGCUGUUUUUGUGCUGAACAACAGAGGUGUUGUUAAUCGAUAUUUUUGGAUACCAUCUGAUGAUCAAGUGCUCAUGUCAGAUGAAAAAGGUGAUAUUGAACCUAUGGAUCCGUAUAGUUUACUGUAUGAUUCUAAUAAUCAGCAACACUAUGGUUCCAUCGGGCCGUUAGAUCAAUCAUGGAUCCAAUUUAUUUCAAAUACAAAAUAUAAAAGACUUGAUAACAUGUUCAGUUUAAAUCCGAAUAAAACCAAAAGCACCUCUGCGUUUUCAUCGUUAACAAAUCAUAUUGUUGGUGCACAAUUAUUCGCUUUAAGUCUUGAUGACAGAUGGUUAUUUGCUGGUGGUCGAUGGGAUGGACGUCUAACCAUUUACAAUAUGCAUUCAUCACAAGUUGAAGCAAUCUUGACAAGUCCACAUUCGGAUACAAUCAGUUGUGUGGCUAUUGAUUCCGUCUAUAGUUCAAUUGAUCGUUGUCCCUUCACAAAUCGUGGUGGUUAUGAAAAAAUGGAUAAAUCGUCAACAAGUAGUAAAACGGUCACGUCAACAAGAACACGAUAUAUCAUCACGGGUAGUCGUGAUGGAACAUGUGCUGUCUGGGAUUUUGAUAUGCUUGAUGGUGAGGAAGACGAUGAGGUGAAUGAUACUAUGACAGAUGAAGCACCAUUCUCUAAUAUUAGUGUGAAUGAAUCCCAGUUGUCUGCACAUAGUCGAAGAACAUCACAGAAGAAGACAAGUGUAUUCUUUGGUAGUCAAGAUUCCCUGUUACCUAACACUUCUGGUACUAGUAUCAGUACUACUACAACUGCUACAACAACAAAACCUUUGAGUACUGAUCAGCAUAUGACACAACGUAAAAGCAUAUCUACUGAAAAUAUUUUCCAAGAUGACUUUGGUAGUGAAUUAAUGUCACCGAAUAUAUCAACAUCAAGCAAUAAAGUAUGCCUACCACAAACCGGUUGUAUUUUACAAUAUAAAAGUGCUGGCAUCGCUUUCUAUCCUCCUGGAUCGCCAACUUCAACACAUGGUAAACCAAAGGUAUUAGCUAAAAUUAUUCGAUUUUUCCAUGGAAAUGGUUGUGGGAAUCCAGUUACUUGUGUUGCCUUGAAUAUCUCACUAGAUACUGCAUUAAUGGCAACAGAUCAUUGUAGAGAAGUGUAUCUAUUCAGUGCAAAAUUAUCCACGUGGUCACGUGUUCUAAUGUUAGAUGAUAUUUUAAUUGAACUGGACAAUUUACACAUACCGAUCUACUCAUAUCCUAAGUCGGAUAUAUUCACGUGUUCAAAUUCUUAUUCUGUACAUCAUUUGUUGAUAGCUCCAAGAUUGGGUUUAAUUUAUGUCCAAUGGAAUUAUACACCUGAAUCUCAUGUACAUCACUUCUCAUCGACGGUUACUGAGCAUGAGAUUGGACCACACUUAAGUUUAUUCAAUCCAACAGGUGAAAAGUUAUCGGAUAUUGCUCCGCUAACCUAUUCUGAUGACUACUCCCAGUUGAGUUUAGAUGAACGUAGACGCACGGUGGUUACACGACUAUCGCUUACUUCAACACCUAUAUCAACACGGAGCAGUUGUGUGAAUCGUAAACAACAAUCUGAUGUCAAUGAGAACACUCCUGAUGAAUGCAUCAUCUCUCAGCAUAUUUUAAUGUCAUUCAGUACAGGACAUUUUAUUAUCAUGCUGGCAGAAACCCUAACACCUAUACGAUGUAUCAAUCUAGAUAAAGGCAUUACUGAUAUGUCAUUAGUAUCGAAUCUUACAGGAAGUAGACGUCUCGUGGAAGGCUUUCAUAUUAUGCUGUCGCUUGUUAACAGUAAUCUAGUUGUCUUUCAAUCAGUUCAAAGGAAUAAAAAGUUACGCUGAUGUCUUCAAUUUGUGAAUACAUGUUUCGACUUCUAUCUGUGAUAGUCUAUAUACUUAUUUACUGGUUGAAAAAAAACCUUUCUAUUACUCUCUUCUCAUGUCUUUCUCAUCUCUGUAAGUAUUCUUGUAAAUUUGUUUAUUGUGUAAGCAUACUCAAACAGCUUACCUCAGAGUUAAUUUAAAACGCAUAAUUCUGUGUACAUACAAAUAUAUACAUACAUUGUCUUUCGUAUAUUUUACAAUCCCAUUGGUAUAUCCAUCCUUAAAUUUGAACAAUUUCAAUCUCAUCAUUGUAAUUCAUCACGUUACUUCAUAAGGUUUCAUAAGCCUCCCCCCACCACACACACACACACCCCUCCAACUACCCAAUAUUUCUUCACAUCAGCCUCAAAAGAGUAUUUCCGGUUCCUAAGUUUAAUUUCUAUAUAUAUUUUUAAAGAUUUUGGUUGGUUUUAUAUGAGGCUAUAUUGAGUCGUUUCUCUAGCUAUUUUUAAUUUUUUUUUUAAUUACUGCGUGUUUAUAAGGCACUGCCACUUUUCUGCUUCUUCAAAUAACCUUAUUUUGUCACUGUGAUAAUCUGAAAGUGCUCUAUGUAUCUCUUUCGGUCUCCUCUGUUUUGUUAUUAUGUUUUCAUAAUAUUUUGUGAUAAAUAAGUCAUAUUUUUGCGUAAUACAACAUAGAAAUGAAGACGAUGAUGAACUGGUUGAACUAAUCUUCCAUAUUGUCAGUUUAUUUUAUCAGUCAUAUUAAAUAUAUGCUGGUUUGUAUCGAACUGUGUG
Messenger RNA from Trichobilharzia regenti, 12454 nucleotides. The record is from the annotation of a GenBank genome assembly. Lineage: Eukaryota; Metazoa; Platyhelminthes; Trematoda; Strigeidida; Schistosomatidae.